This is a messenger RNA of Frankliniella occidentalis (western flower thrips), 2632 nucleotides long. RefSeq lists its product as uncharacterized. Lineage: Eukaryota; Metazoa; Arthropoda; Insecta; Thysanoptera; Thripidae. The record is from RefSeq and is a predicted model, not a curated record.
ACGAGAGCAGGCGGCAGCAGCAUCUCGCCGAGCCCGCCUUUCUUCGACAUCGAUCUACAUAGGCUUGCGAAAGUGAAAACAUGGCACCUCAAGAGUCUGAAAGUCGCCGCGCGUAAUUCGGCGCAUGAUGCUGAAUCGUGCUUCUACUUUGAUUUGCACUACCAUAUGCUGACGGGCAGAAUAAAUGCUACUAUAUUCAAAAACGGUCAAAGUUACCCAUCCCUGCGCUGCGAGAAGGACUCCUCCAUGGGCGCGGGCGCGCUAGAGUGCUUCACUGAUGACGAUGCCUUUACUUUCCUGCCGCUUGGCACAAAUUACGAGACGUAUUUCGUGGGCGGCCUCCAAGGUGUGAGAGAUGCUGACGGAUACAAAGCGACAAUGUGGUGCGUGUUUUACUCGUCACGCACCCCGGAUACAGCGGACCUCUGGAAGAUCGAACAGUGGCUGAAGGGAGUUAAAAUCAUCGGCCAACACGACGUCGUGGAGAUCGACAUGGGCGUCAGCUGCCCCCAGUACCUGUCCACGGCAUUCCCCGCCCCCAUCACCUCCAUACCCGUGGCCGUCAGCUGCCUCAAGAGAAACUUCCUCGAGGACUUCGACCUGGCGAGGUACUCGGGCAGCUGGCACGACAUCAUGGUGGCGUUCAAGCCCACGCCCCCGACAUUCGUCCAGUGCCUGACGCACGUCUUCGCCACGGCCAGCAACGCCGUGGCAUACUUCGAGAAGACCUACAGCAUCCGCACGGGCCAGUUCACGACGCUACAGGGCAUGGCGGCGUUCGAGGGGCCGCCCGGGAUGGGCGUGUUCUCCCUCAUCCUGCCGACGGGCGUGAAGCAGACGUACCGCGUCGUGGACACCGACUACGACUCGUACUCCGUGAUUGUCAGCUGCAACGACGAGGGCCAGGCCACGGAGACGCUGCGGGUGCUGAGCAGGCGGUACUGGCUGGGCAAGGGAGCGCGCAGCAAGGUCAACGAAGUUCUGCGCCUCUACGGCGUCAACAACAUCGAGGGCGAGAUGAUCGACCUCGACACCCGCCCCUGCAUACCCGACACCUGCGUGCCGCGCGGGCCCGCCAUGAGGGACUUCGACGCCCUCCAGUUUGCAGGCACGUGGUACCUGGUCAAGUCGCUGGACCUGCCGCCCAGGAACCCGCCGAAAUGCCCCACCUACUUGCUGGCGGCCGCCGUCAACGGCAGCAUGUUCCUGCAGACCAGCGACGCGCGCAACAGCUUCAGCCGGCCGGAGAUGCUGGAGAUCGUGCCGGUGGACCUGCUGUCCGGUGAGGGCCGCUACGUCUUCCGCGACCGCCCCGGGGCUCCCGUGAGGCACUACGACAUCCUGUACGCGUCGUACCAGAGCUGGGCGCUCGUGUCCGCCUGCUCCGAUCCCCCUGAGGACUACCGGGACAACGCGGCCCACAACUCUUUGAAGAUCAUUGCCCGAAGUCGAGAUCCAUCCCAGCUCCCCGAGAAAGAGGUGACCGACGUGUUGAGGGACUUGGAUCUGGACAUCAUCGACUUCCAGUCGUCCGAUUCCGUCUGCGACACGUUAAAGUGCCCCCUCGAUGUCACGACCGUCGAGAAGUUUGACAGGGCAAAGUUUCAAGGUACGUGGGUCGUGCUUGAGGAGACGCCUACAGACACAACGACGGGGUUCUGUACGCGACAUCACUUUAGCAAGGGCCGCGCGAACAAAAUGACCCUUGAUAUUCACCAGUAUAAUUCUGACGGAGAAUCCGUCGCAAACAGAACGUAUGAAUUAGAUACGGUCGACCCUUCGGAGGCGAAAUUCACGACUGAAGACCCAGUUCGCAGUGGUAGAGAUAUUUUCGAAAACUACUGGGUUCUCGACACAGACUACAAAGAGUUCGCCGUCGUCUACAGCUGUUCCGAUAGAGUAAAAGGAUGGGACAGCGUCUCGCGGAGUCGAGUCGGGGAGGGGCCAUGCCGGUUGGGUUGCCUACACACGGGCGCCACCGCCGUCCCGCGAGACGUUGUUCCGGCCCGACGACCUUCUCCUCUUGUUCGCAGCGCGCACCUGGGUGCUGGGGCGGUCGACGGCGAGGCUCGGCCACGCGGCCGCCUUACGCGUCCUGAACGUGCUGACCUACAGCUUCGUGGACAUGCGCAAGCUGCGGGAGGUGGACCACCACAUCGCGCCGUGCCCGCAGACGCCCGCCGACGUCUGCCCCGACGACGACGACAACGGGGGAGGCUCCCCCCCUUUCGGGCCCAAGUCGAACGGCCGGCGACUCGCGGCCCGCGCCGGGCUGCUCGCCGUGAGCCUCGCGACCCUCGUCUUCGUGGGCAUUCACGCCAGGGUCGGGAUGCAGGGCCUCGGGUUGUCGAUGGCCUCAGACUCCGACUCGGCGGACGCCACCGCCAUCUCGCCGUGUCUUAUUCACUUACCGAUGAGCGCCACCGACUCACCCCCUCCUGACUCGCCCGGCUGCGACCUGCCUUUUAACCUUCCAACAGGUCCUGGUGAGGUCCUGGAGAGGCCUUGCGGUGAGCAGGAAUAACGAGGGCCAGGUAUCUAGAGUAUUAAUAAGCGCAUUUUUUUAAUUGUAACAUAACUUAAGACAAACAUAGUUAACAAUAUAAUAUAUACACAUGUGUUACUAGUAGAA